This is a messenger RNA of Neocloeon triangulifer, 691 nucleotides long. RefSeq lists its product as uncharacterized. The transcript is spliced from 2 exons. NCBI's taxonomy places the organism in Eukaryota, Metazoa, Arthropoda, Insecta, Ephemeroptera, Baetidae. The record is from RefSeq and is a predicted model, not a curated record. The coding region runs from base 60 to 560 and encodes 166 amino acids. Gene Ontology annotation, molecular function: zinc ion binding.
CGCACGCGAAAUUAGUUACAUAUUUUUUAUUAUUUUAAUUCUCCACGCAGUCUCUGAAGAUGAAUCGCUAUAACGGACCCAAUAACGCUCGCAUGUUCGGACAAUUUGGGUCCAAUUCAAAUAAUCAAAGAUGGAGAGGAUCGUUGGACCAGGUCAAGUGGAUGUACAUGUGUGGCAAUAAAGAUUGGAAAGAGUUCGACCCCGCGUUGCAGGCGCAGCUCGAGGCUUGCUACGCUUCGGGCGGCAACAAAUUUUCCUACACUUUGAAGAACGAUCAGUACGACGCGGAUUUCAUGAAGUGGAAACAAGUGAAGAGGAGCGACCCGACCAAAGUGAGGAACAUCAAGAGGGAAGUUGUGAAAAAGCAGUCCUAUAGUCCACAGGCGACGUCCAACUCGUCGGCGCCAGUGACCUCUUCGACGCGUUCUUCGACUUCCUCGGCGCUCAGCCUCUCCGAAAUCCUGAAUUGCGAAGUCACUUUGGCCGUUCAUCAUUUGUUGAAAUUAUUCGUUCUCUUGAUCGCCUUCAUUAUUUUUCUGGUCCAUUACAUGAAAAAGUAAAAUUUUCCACGAAAGACUUUUUUAAAGUCUAACUUGUUGUUCAUCUGGUCUUGAAAAAUUAUGCGCCGUUGCUCAUUUUUCAAUUGGAAUGUAACAAUUAAAUACUGAAAUUAAUUGUGAUAAUAAAAGUA